Molecule: messenger RNA, 1247 nt
Organism: Grammomys surdaster
Lineage: Eukaryota; Metazoa; Chordata; Mammalia; Rodentia; Muridae
Product: arylacetamide deacetylase-like 2
Exons: 5
Coding region: 1-1206 (401 amino acids)
Cellular component (GO): membrane
Molecular function (GO): carboxylic ester hydrolase activity
Source: RefSeq, a predicted model, not a curated record
AUGAGGAACAAAAUUCUGUGCUUUGGAUUCUUUUUUAUGUUCCUUGCUUAUCUUAUUUAUGUACCCAUACCAGAAAACAUUGAGGAACCAUGGAAAGUGAGAAUUGUAGAUGCUGGCAUGAAAAUAUCAUCACUUGUGGCCAUAUUGUUGGAAAAUAUGGGUCUUAUGAAAUUUGAAGAAUUUUUGGUCAUAUUAGCACGAGUUCAAGAUACCAGGCCAGUUUCAGAUGAAAACAUUACAGUGAUUGACACAGACUUCGGUGACAUUCCUGUUCGUCUGUAUUUACCCAAAAGGAAGUCUCAAAGACAGAGACCUGGUAUAAUUUUUAUUCAUGGUGGUGCCUAUGCCUUGGGAAGCUUCAAGAUGCUUCCUUAUGAUUCCAUGAACCGAAGGACAGCCAACAAACUUGAUGCUGUUGUUAUUGCUCUAGACUACAGACUUGCUCCUCAGCAUCCAUUUCCAGCUGCCCUUGAAGAUUGUAUUUUUGUGAUCAAGUUCUUUCUUCAGGAUAAAGUUCUUGAAAAAUAUGGAGUGGAUCCCACUCGCAUCUGUAUUUCAGGAGACAGUUCCGGGGGCUCCUUGGCAGCAACAGCGAAUCAACUGCUACAGGAUGAUCCAGAAUACAAAAACAAAAUUAAGGCACAAACUUUGCUAUAUCCUAAAGUGCAGACACUUGAUACCUUAACGCCAUCUUAUCGAGAAUAUGAACAUGGUCCCUUUCUGUCAAGGAAGGUAGCAAUUAGGUUGGCAUGUCUAUAUUUGACAGAAGAUAAACAGUUGCCCAAGACAGUAAUGAGAAAUGCUCAUGUGCCUCAAGAGUCAAGACACCUGUUCAAGUUUGUUAACUGGAGUGACUUUCUUCCUGAGAAGUACAAAAAGAACCGUGUUUACACUGAACCAAUUAUUGGAAAACUAACUGAAUCCCAUCCAGGACUUAUGGAUAGUAAAAUAUCACCUUUGCUUGUCAAUGAUUCCCAGUUACAGAAAUUGCCAUUAACUUAUGUCCUCACAUGUGAACAUGACAUCCUAAGAGAUGAUGGACUUAUUUAUGUCACACGACUCAGAAAUGUUGGAGUUCCCAUCACCCAUGACCACAUAGAGGAUGGAAUUCAUGGAGCCAUAUUAUUUGCCACAGAGCCACUUUAUUUACAAGUAGGUCUGAGAUUAAUAGAUAAGUAUAUAAUUUGGUUAAAAGAAAAUCUAUGAUGGUACAUGUAGCUAGUUAGUCAUUUAGCAAUAUAACCUAA